AUGGAGGAGGAGGAAGUCAACGAGGAGAAGAUGGAAAAUGGCAAGGGCAGUAGCCAACAGAAUGACGCCCUAUACGAUGAAUUAUUUUCUCUCAUUUGUGAGGACAAGGAUGUUGUUAAAAGGGAGGCUUUUAAAAUCCUGUUAGGUCUGAUUGACGAUGAGUCUAUGGUGGCAUACAUACAAAAGAACGAAAAAAAAUGUUUGAGGGUUUUGAUUUCUGGAUUGAACUCCAAUUACGAGGUGGUUGCUCUGCAAUGUUUGGUGAACUUAUCCGCACACAUCCCCAAGGAGCUAAUCCAAAGGAAUGUCAUCGAAAUUGUGUUCGACAUACUGAGGGAGGAGGAGGAGACCGAGGCAAAGAGCCACACGGAACUGUACAUCCUGCUAGUGGCAAACCUAUCCAGGGAAAAGGAAGGAAUAUAUAAAAUUCUGGACCUUCCGGAAGAGAAGCUAAAAGAGCAGGCGCAGGAGAAGGACCAGACGAAAGAAGAGUUAGCCGUAAGUUACUACCUUAACAAAUUGUUGCAUCUUUUCUCCAAGCCGAUCGUUCCAUCCACCAUUAACAAACAAAUCACAGACAAGUACUUUUUCAUUUCUCACGUAUUAAUUAACGUAUCCUCUGUAAAGGAGUGUGUCCCUUUUUUCAAAAGCGUCUUUCUGUUGAAUAUGCUAAGCAAACAGAUGCUUCACCCGGAGAGAUGCACAGCUGUCCUUCAGUGCGUAAUAAAUCUUUCCAUGAGUGAACAACUCCAUCCUUAUGUGUUUCAUGAAGACUGCUCUUUAAUACCUCAUGUCCUUUCCCUUGUCUACACACGUGGGAAGGGUAGCGAAGAUAAGCUUUCAACACCCUCCUCGAAGGACACUAGCCAAAAAGGGACGAACAAAGAUCCUGUGCAUCAUCUCAUUCUGGAUAUGUCUACAGUGCUCACCACCUCCACGGAUAUAAAAAACAGAGUCAUGAUUCUUCUACGGAAUUUGUUCACGCGGGAGCUGGCCAGGGAAAAGCUCUGCAGCUACGGAAUCGAACACGUCUUAAAGAACUGGCUCAUUUACGAGAAGAACACGGGCAUCGCAUGUGACGUCACCCACCUGGUCGACAUGUGCACGGAGAUAACCCCGGGCUGCAUUUACAUCGAAUGA
This is a messenger RNA of Plasmodium coatneyi, 1140 nucleotides long. RefSeq lists its product as uncharacterized. The record is from RefSeq and is a predicted model, not a curated record. The coding region runs from base 1 to 1140 and encodes 379 amino acids. The transcript has 4 exons. NCBI's taxonomy places the organism in Eukaryota, Apicomplexa, Aconoidasida, Haemosporida, Plasmodiidae.